AGCAGCAACAGCAGCAGCAGCAGCAACAGCAGCAACAGCAGCAACAACAAGCCCAGAUCCAACAGCAACAGUUCCUCUGAUUCCAGCUCUGACAGCUCCAAUGAUUCAGGGUCUGGCGACAUGAUAUCGAGUAUUUUCAACUUCACCUUCUUUUCUCAGCCAGACAGAAACCCAUAUGCUCCAUUCCCAGCCACAUGUCCUGACCAUGCUAUUGUUAGAGAAGCUAGCAACAUUUCUGAUAACGAGAAGCUGUACAUCCAACAAAGACAGGCAGUCACCAAUAAAAAUUUAAUCACAUUCUUGAACGACAGAGCUAACCUCUCCAAUUUCGAUGCUGAAAAAUUCAUCAAUGACUACUCUAGUGAGCACAAUAUCACUUUAGGCUUAGCCUUUAGUGGCGGAGGAUAUAGAGCCAUGUUAUGCGGAGCAGGAGAAAUGCUUGGGCUCGACAGCAGAUACUCUGGAGCCAAGUCCAAUGGCUUGGGAGGGCUUCUACAAAGUGCAACUUACAUGUCCGGACUCUCUGGAGGAAGCUGGCUUGUAGGGCUGGUGGUACUCAAUGACUUCAUAUCUAUUGAAGAUGUUCUCAACGGAGACAUCAACAUUUGGAACUUGGAAGAUUCCAUCAUUAAUCCCUCUGGUAUCAAUAUAUUUGGUACCGUGCAGUACUAUACGGACAUUGAGGAAGCUGUUCUGGCCAAGAUGGAUGCCGGGUUUAAUGCCUCGAUCACCGAUGUCUGGGGAAGAGCUCUUUCGCAUCAGUUUUUCCCAGACGAUAACAGUGGAGAAAAUGUUACCUGGUCCAGCAUCAGGAACUUGUCAAGUUUCCAAGAUCAUCUGAUGCCCUACCCUAUUGUAGUUGCCAACGGCAGAACUCCAGGAUCGUAUAUUAUCAACGAAAAUUCAACUGUUUUUGAAGUUAGUCCCUACGAACUUGGAUCCUGGGAUCCAUCAUUGAACAGUUUUAGUGAUGUACAGUUCUUAGGCUCAUACAUGGACAAUGGUACCCCAAAUAACUCAGACAGUUGUAUAGUCAACUUUGAUAAUGCUGGAUUCAUUAUGGGGACCUCCUCUUCCUUGUUUAACCAAUUUAUCUUGCAAUUGAAUGGUACAGGAAUUCCGGAUGCCAUUAAGUCAGUUAUCAAUGACAUUCUCAGUCGUGUGAGCCACGCUGAAGUUGAUAUUGCUCUCUAUUUUCCGAACCCUUUCAGACGUGUUGAAACAGCUGCACUGAUAAAUAUCGUAUUGAACAACACUUUGUAUCUCGUUGACGGAGGUGAAGAUUUACAAAAUGUUCCAUAUUAUCCACUCAUCCAACCAGAUAGAAAGUUAGAUAUAAUCUUUGCUUAUGACAAUUCUGCCGAUACCGAGCAAAGCUGGCCAAACGGAACAUCGAUUUCGUACACUUAUUUGCGGCAGUUUUCUGACCAGGGAAGAGGUACUCCAUUCCCGUUUGUGCCUGGAGUAGAUGAUUUCCUUGAUCAAGGUCUCAACCAGCGUCCUACUUUCUUUGGCUGUGAUGCUGAAAAUAUGACAAAUUUACUCAAUUUCCAUGGGAAUCCCGACCUCAAUGUAACUGAUAUCCCAUUGGUGGUACAGUUGACGAACCAGAGAUUUUCUUAUAAUUCCAACACUUCGACAUUCAAGAUGUCGUAUGAUGAUGACGAGGUGAGAUCCAUGAUUCAAAAUGGAUUUGAGGUCUCUUCUAGAGGAAAUUUCAGCGAUGAUGACAACUGGGCUAGGUGCGUAGGGUGUGCUAUCAUAAGAAGAUCUCAGGAGAGACUUGGGUUGGAACAAUCGGAGGAAUGUAAAGAAUGUUUCGACCAAUACUGCUGGAGGGGUGGUGAAAAAGGGGCUGCUUCUGCCACUGUUGAUUUGGAAAGUUAUACCACUUUGGCUUCGAUCGCUACUAGUUCGCAUUCAGAGUUGCCAGAGCAAUCAUCAGCUACUGCCGAAGCAACAACCACUUCAAGCACCACCAAAAAAAGUGGUGGGCAGCACCGCGCUGUAAUCACGUGGUCGAUUGCACUGUUUUUCGUACAUGCAUUAGAGUUUAUGUUCCUAUUUUAAUCAAAGUAUAUCAUUUUAGUAUCUUAUAUAUUAUAAUAAAAAAUAGGUGGAUACUUC
Messenger RNA from Scheffersomyces stipitis CBS 6054, 2127 nucleotides. It is a transcript of the gene PLB5, whose product is annotated as Plb5p. Gene Ontology annotation, biological process: glycerophospholipid catabolic process. Gene Ontology annotation, molecular function: A2-type glycerophospholipase activity. The transcript is spliced from 2 exons. The coding region runs from base 121 to 2070 and encodes 649 amino acids. The record is from RefSeq and is a predicted model, not a curated record. NCBI's taxonomy places the organism in Eukaryota, Fungi, Ascomycota, Pichiomycetes, Serinales, Debaryomycetaceae. Gene Ontology annotation, cellular component: intracellular membrane-bounded organelle; plasma membrane; extracellular region.